AUGCACCACCUACCAUCGCCCUUCCUCGCACUGAGCACAUCCUUCCGCCGCUCCCGUGACUCCAAAUCACCAGGCAGCGAAGCCUCAAGCCCACCAAGCUCAACCACCACAUCGCCACCCUCCUCUCCAACCUCCCUGCGACACUCGCCACCACACAGCUCCCCCCACCACCUCUUUAACCUCUCCUUCCACCCGUCCAAAUCACACACGCACACCUUCCGCGAUCCUCACUCAGACGAGAACUCACCAGUCCACACCUCGCACCCACACCCCACCUCCGACAUCCCGCUCCACAAUGCAGCCCACAAUACCACCGGCGUGAGCGUGCUACCCUGCGCAGUCCUGCGGGGCCGUUCGUCGAUGAUGGUUGUACGUCGCCGACCCUCUGCCAUCGAUAUGGCGCUGAGCGAGGAGCGGUCGCGGUGUGAUGGGGAUUCCAUUGAGCGGCAGGGGUUGGGAUUGAUGGAGCCGCGGCCAGUGGAUCCGCAGGGGCGGGUCGGGGAGGUACACCGUUUUGUCAUGGGUGGCAUCUUUGAGGUUAUGGAGGGCCGCGCUUGA
Molecule: messenger RNA, 558 nt
Organism: Penicillium canescens
Lineage: Eukaryota; Fungi; Ascomycota; Eurotiomycetes; Eurotiales; Aspergillaceae
Exons: 1
Coding region: 1-558 (185 amino acids)
Source: RefSeq, a predicted model, not a curated record